Molecule: messenger RNA, 507 nt
Organism: Saxophila tyrrhenica
Lineage: Eukaryota; Fungi; Ascomycota; Dothideomycetes; Mycosphaerellales; Extremaceae
Exons: 2
Coding region: 1-507 (168 amino acids)
Source: RefSeq, a predicted model, not a curated record
AUGGCAUCCCGCCUCUUCCACCCCUCCCUCUUCCACCUCCGCAGCCCGCUCUUCGCCGCCAGCUUCGGCGUCUCCUCUGCCAUCUUCGGCGCAUCACUCCUCCAAGCCCACCGCUCACGCUACGCAUACCGCCUCGACUCGUCGCCUUCUUCCACCAGCGCGAAAGACUGGUCCUUCUCACAGUACCAGAGUGAGGCGCGGACACCGGUCGUGUCGCAGAACGGAGGCUUAAAUGCGAGGGCUGUGAGGCAGAUGAGUGCGGGGAGUAUAUUUGGUCUAGUAGCAGGACUCGGCCUCUCGAUCUUCUCGAAACCGCUCGUCGUGCUGGUCGGACUUCUGAUAGCAGGCGUGCAGACGGCGGAGAGCUACGGCGUUCACCUCGUGCCUUACAGACAACUACAGGGAUACGUCAAGAACGUGGAUCUGAGGAGCGCCGUGCAGGAUAACGUGGCCUUCAAGGUUUCGUUUGGGUUGAUGUUCGCGCUGAGCGCGUUUGCUGAGUUCUAG